This is a messenger RNA of Brassica rapa (field mustard), 1168 nucleotides long. Its product is annotated as 7-methyl-GTP pyrophosphatase. The record is from RefSeq and is a predicted model, not a curated record. Gene Ontology annotation, molecular function: nucleoside triphosphate diphosphatase activity. Lineage: Eukaryota; Viridiplantae; Streptophyta; Magnoliopsida; Brassicales; Brassicaceae.
UUACGCUGACCAUUAGAGUUGCAGAUAUUUUAGAGAAAAGUAUAUAAAGAGAAAGAGAGUUGGAAUAGUAGAAAAAAAAAUUAGAAAUGGUCGUGAAACAUUCGAUUUGUGUAAUUUUAUUUAUCGUAAUAUUAUAUCCUCCCUCACUCUUCCAAAAAGAGGAGGAGGAGACGAGGAUGGUGGUGGAGAGAGGAUUCAAGCUGAUUUUGGGAUCUCAGUCGAUGGCGAGAAAAAAGAUAUUGGGUGAAAUGGGAUAUGAUUUCACUAUAGUGACUGCAGACAUUGACGAGAAAGCUAUCAGGAGAGACAAUCCUCAAGACUUGGUUGUCGCUCUUGCUCAAGCCAAGGCAGAUGAGAUAAUAUCCAAAUUGGGAGGUCAAAGCCAGUUUGCACAAGAUCCUCUACCAACCUUAUUGAUUACUGCUGACACUGUAGUUGUCUAUAAAGGUGUUAUCCGAGAAAAACCAACCUCCAAAGAAGAAGCUCGCCAAUUUAUCAAGGGCUAUUCCGGGUCACACGGAGGCGUUGUUGGAUCUGUUAUUAUAAGCAACUUGAAAACUGGUGUUCAAAGAGCUGGAUGGGACAAAGCUGAGGUUUAUUUCCGUGAGAUACCAGCAAAAGUCAUUGACGAUCUUAUUGAUGAUUCCAUAACUUUCAAGGUUGCUGGAGGUUUAACCCUUGAGCAUCCCCUCAUUUCUCCCUUUAUUGAUACCGUGGUUCGCCCUCCUAUCUCCAUAAUAAUAAAAAAAAUUCCAUGUUUUCUGUUAUGUUUUAUUUCCACCAUAUUGGAUACAUGUUCAGAAACAUUAUGGUAAACAUCUCUAAAAUCGUUUUACGUUGUAAUGUUCUAAGGUGGGAGGAGUUGAUACUGUCAUGGGACUUCCUAAAGAACUCACUGAAAAAUUCAUCACCGAUGUGUUGUAGCUCAAUCUCGAGUCUAAGAGUUUAGGACCCGAUAAAGUAAUUUUAAAUUCUCGGUUCCGGGUCGGUUCGGAUCGUACCGGAUCCGGGUCGGAUCGGGUCUUAGAUAGUUAGACCCAUUCGGGUAACUAGAAUUUAUCGGUUUGGUUUCAGUUUGGUUUCGGGUCGGGUUCGAUUCGGAUUCGAUUUAAAAAAGACCUAAAAAUAUCUGAAAAUAUUUAUAUAUCCAAAAAUAUUCGAAAUUUUA